ACCAAAAAGGGAAAGGAUCAGCUACGUGAGGCUGAGAUGAGAGUUGAGAGUAGCAGUGACCGAAAAAGGAAGGAAAUGAUAGCAUUCUAGCUUGUUUAGCUUCACGCUGUGUAGUUGGUUUUUCGUUAUUUCAUAUGUCCAUCAGCUCCCAAAUCCUCUCCACACAGUAACAGAUUGCAUUGACUCAUCUUUUUGAUUUGGAUCACCAUGGAACAUAAAUUAGCAACAACUGAAGGACAACCCAUAAGAUGUAAAGCGGCGGUUUGUCGCAAAGCUGGUGAGCCACUGGGUAUUGAGGAGAUCAUGGUGGCGCCACCAAUGCCUGGUGAAGCUCGCAUUCGUAUUAUAUGCUCCUCUCUCUGUCGAACUGAUAUCAGUUUCCGGAACAUGCAGGGGCCUCCGGCCAAUUUCCCAACAAUUCUGGGUCAUGAGGCAAUAGGGGUUGUGGAGAGCGUAGGAGAGGAUGUAACUGAAGUUGCAAAAGGAGAUAUGGUUGUCCCAAUUUUCAUAGCUGAAUGUGGGGAGUGUAUAGAUUGCAAAUCAAGCAAGAGCAACCUUUGUUCAAAGUUUCCUUUCAAGCUGUCUCCUUGGAUGCCUAGACAUGCCACUUCUAGAUUCGUGGAUUUAAAAGGAGAGAUCAUACACCACUUCUUGUCUGUUUCUAGUUUUAGCGAGUACACCGUGGUCGACAUCGCCCAUCUAACCAAGAUUGAUCCGGAAGUUCCUCCCAGCAAGGCAUGCCUCCUCAGUUGUGGUGUAUCAACCGGGGUAGGUGCUGCUUGGAGAACAGCAGGUGUGGAGCCAGGGUCUACAGUAGCUAUUUUCGGGCUGGGAAGUAUUGGAUUAGCUGUUGCUGAGGGAGCUAGACUUUGUGGAGCAACAAGGAUUAUAGGUGUGGAUAUCAACUCAGAAAAAUAUGAAAUCGGAAAGAAGUUUGGAAUCACGGAUUUUGUUCAUUCUGGAGAAUGUGAAAACAAAUCUGCGAGCCAGGUUAUCAUAGAGAUGACUGAUGGAGGAGCAGAUUAUUGUUUUGAAUGUGUUGGUAAUGCAUCAUUGAUGCAUGAGGCAUAUGCUUCUUGUAGAAAGCAGGGUUGGGGAAAAACAAUAGUUUUGGGAUCGGACAAGCCAGGCUCCAAGUUGAGCCUUAGCUGUAGUGAGAUCCUCGUUAGUGGGAAGAGCCUCGUGGGAUGCAUGUUUGGAGGACUCAAACCCAAGUCUCAUGUGCCUAUUCUCAUUAAACGCUACUUGGACAAGGAACUGAAUUUGGAUGGGUUUGUCACACAUGAAGUGGAGUUCAAAGAUAUCAACAAAGCUUUUGAUUUAAUGAUUAAAGGACAGUGUCUUCGAUGUGUGAUUUGGAUGGACAAAUGAGCCUGUUAUUGUUAAGUCCUUGAAUUAUGAGAUCAAUAAGUGAAAUAUUGUAUGCUGCUCUUGUUUUGUAUUUGACGAAAACAUUUUCAAUGCAUUGCUUGAAAUCCAAAAGUGCCUCUGUAAGGAGGUCACAAAAAAAAGACAGAACACAGAAAUUACAGAAACAAAA
Glycine soja is the source of this 1540-nucleotide messenger RNA. Its product is annotated as alcohol dehydrogenase-like 7. The record is from RefSeq and is a predicted model, not a curated record. The coding region runs from base 208 to 1371 and encodes 387 amino acids. Gene Ontology annotation, molecular function: zinc ion binding; S-(hydroxymethyl)glutathione dehydrogenase [NAD(P)+] activity. Gene Ontology annotation, biological process: formaldehyde catabolic process. Gene Ontology annotation, cellular component: cytosol. NCBI's taxonomy places the organism in Eukaryota, Viridiplantae, Streptophyta, Magnoliopsida, Fabales, Fabaceae. The transcript has 10 exons.